AUGUCCGAUGUUUCGGAAGAGACAGCUGCAAAUGAGCCACCGGCACAAUCCUCGCAGAUGCGGUGGGCGUUCAUCGAUGCUUCAAACAACAGCCGAAGCAAUCUCACCCGAGUCAAACGCCAUGUGAUGCAAGAAUAUAUGCGGCAAAAACGCGGUGGCGAGCCGCAGCCAGACAAUGAGAAUGGCGAAUCUGUGAAGGAAAAAGAGGAAUCACAGCCAAAGGUUCGCAGGCGACCGAGGAACAAGAGUGCGGGAAAGAGUACCACCGAGAAGGAGAAGAAGGACCCUGGCAAGGGCCGGAGGAGAAAGAGCCCGGACGCGUCUACAGAUACACAAAUGAAGGUUGUAUCCAUGCGCGAGGAUUCCUUAGGGGAGGGUUCAUCGACAGGAAUUGGAGAGAGUCAUGUCUCAGCAGCUGCAGGCCAGACGAACGCGGAUACGAUCGUCUCUGUUUCAUCCUCCGACUUACCCAGAUUCUAUGCAUCUGGUGACCAGAGCAGCAACUCCGAGUCUGACGGCCGGUCACCGUUGUCCUCUGCCCCAACAACUCCCUACGAGCUAACCCUCUCCCCCAAAUCGAUUCUCAGCGCAGCGCGAACUGACCCUUUCAACACUUUGCCUAUGGAUUUGGAUGCGGAGGGUCGCAAACUCUUUGACUUUUACGUUAACGAGAUGCCGGCUUGCUCUUAUGGCAACCACUUCCGGUCCGCUAAGGCUCAUAACUGGUAUACGGCCGUAUUUGUCCCCGAGGGCAUGAAAGGCCCUGUCGCCUUCCAGAACACGAUUCUCGUCCACGCGGCCAACACAUGGGCCUGGGUCCGGAACGAGGAGGAAACGAAGAUGACUCUGGUCCAUCGUAACCGGGCCAUCUCCAUGCUCCGAGAGCAUCUGGCUGCGAACCCCGGAGACAUCAGCGACGUGGCCAUCAUUGCAUGCCUCAGUGCAGCCGGUUUGGAGGACUUUGACCCCCGGCCCGGACGCAAGCAGAUCAGCUGGAUUCACAUGCGAGCUGCUCGGGAGAUGAUUCGAGCGCGCGGUGGGCCUGCGGCGUUCGAGAACACCCGGCUGGGGAUGUUGAUCAACUGGCAGGACUAUAUUCUGUCGGGCUAUGAAACCCAUGGGCCGAGCUUUUUCUUUGAGCCCAAUCCACCUAUUCAUUCACAACCUGAUAUUACCGAAACUUGCCUACCAACUUCCUCCUGUCUUUCCACCGAUUUUGAUGGCGUCCCUUCUACGGCCCCUCCCUUCUUCCCCAGAGAUGAACUCCAGCACCAAUGCAACGAAUUCAUCGAAUUCCUCAAACGCUGCGAGCAACUCGCCCUCCACCAGCAAACACACACCAACCCGGCCAUCGCACCCAUGCGCCAUACUGCCUUCCAACCCACCUCCCUUCUUUACCAAAUUCUCGCCGCCCCGCCAGGCGUCCGAUUCACCGCCUCAGGCAACCGCAAACAAUUCGUCGCCCGCCUCGUCGCGCUGAUCAUGUUCAACGCCGGUCUAUGGGACUAUCGCUCAUCCAUCGCCCACAGCGAGACCUUCCUGCGCACGCUCGAGCAGGCCGUGCUCGAAAGCGAGGUCAACAUGAGCGGCUCAGUCGAGGCCCUGCUGCAGAUCAUGCUGGAGUGCAACGACGGGAUGGCCACACCCAGCACCAGUCCCGACCUCCCCUCUGUCUUCCUGCUGGAUGAGCUCGAGCCUGCCGCGCCUGAUUUCACGCAGUACUCGCCCACUGCUCGGACGCCGUACCGCCGGCCUUGGUUCGCCGGACGGAUGCUCAAGGUCGCGAAGCGCCUGGGCUACGAGACGUGGAUGCGCGUCAGUGACUUUCUGCUGGGGUGCUUGACGCUGCAGGUGUGGGAGGGCUCGGUUGCCGGGUGGGAGGGGUCCCUCCGGCAGGAGAUCCUCAGUGCGCCGCUUACGAGUUAUGUUAUGCCUGCGUUGAGGUGA
Messenger RNA from Aspergillus fischeri NRRL 181, 1947 nucleotides. Its product is annotated as sigma-70 region 2 family protein. The record is from RefSeq and is a predicted model, not a curated record. Lineage: Eukaryota; Fungi; Ascomycota; Eurotiomycetes; Eurotiales; Aspergillaceae. The transcript has a single exon. The coding region runs from base 1 to 1947 and encodes 648 amino acids.